Messenger RNA from Ceutorhynchus assimilis (cabbage seed weevil), 2148 nucleotides. The record is from the annotation of a GenBank genome assembly. NCBI's taxonomy places the organism in Eukaryota, Metazoa, Arthropoda, Insecta, Coleoptera, Curculionidae.
AACACUUAACACUUACUGUGCAAUGGUAACGUAUAGCUAUGGAUUGCAACGUAUCCCCUUCUUCAAUGCUCUUUUCUAAUGUGGGAAUUUCCUUCUUGGGGGAUUUAUUUCGGACAAAUAGUUCGGUUUCCUCACCAUCAUCACUACUGCUUCCACUAGCUUUGUCUCGUUUGUCUAUGUGCUUAUAUUUGUUUCUACAAUAAUUAUGUUUAAUUAUUUCAUUCAAAUAAUUAAUUACCUACUUUUGCCUUUGUUUCAUCAUUUUUACCACUCCGUUGUUUUUUUUUUAAUAUUUUUGAAUUAAAAAUAAAAAUAUGUCAUCACAACAACAAAGAGUUAAAUUUGUAGGUUAGGUUGUUGUUUUUGAUGUUGGAUUUUUAGGUGUUUUCUUUUGAUGACACUAACUAGUAACUGCUCUGUUUGAUUUGCACUCUAGUGCGUAUACCCAGCAAUCCAACUGAACCGAUCAACAAAAGUUCAACAUUCAACAUUCACAAAUGCUCCACAAAUCUUAAGGGAGCAACAAAUGCUAUAAAGAUCUACUCCACAGAUACCGUCGUAAACAUUACGAACGAACAUCGAAAAUCCCACGUGGAGAGUGGAAAAGUGUAUUCAUUCUGUCCUAAGUUCCAACCCGAACCAAAGUUGUAAAUGUUUAGUUUUUUUGCAACAAUUUUAUAAACAAAUUGUACAAGUUUUCUGAGCCUUUAAGCUAAGCAAUUGAAAAGAAAAACAUGGAAGUAGAUGCUAUUAAUAAUGAUUACUUCAAAAGCUAUGAAGAUUUGGAAACCCACAAAUUAAUGUUAAAAGACAACACAAGAAAUGCAGCUUACCGAGAAGCUAUAUUUAACAGUAAACGCGACAUUGAAGGAAAAGUGGUCUUAGAUGUAGGAGCUGGCAGUGGCAUAUUAUCUGUACUUUGUGCCCAGGCAGGCGCCAAGAAAGUUUACGCUGUCGAAGCCAGCGGAAUGUUCAAAUUAGCAUUGGAUAUUGUUAGAGAAAACAAUGUUGAAGAUAUUGUCCAGGUAAUCCAUAGCCCAAUAGAAAAAGUUACAACAGCACAAAUACCUGAGAAGGUGGACGUUAUAGUGUCAGAAUGGAUGGGAUUUUAUUUGUUGCAUGAAGGGAUGUUGGAUUACGUCAUUUUGGCUAGAGAUAGGUUUUUAAAGCCUAAUGGAUUGAUUUUUCCGGAAUCUGCUACAAUAUAUGCUGCACCUUGUAGUGUUCCAUCAAUAUACAAAAACUGGGAAAACGUUAGUGGUGUCAGAAUGGAAUCUUUUUCCAGAUUAUUAAGGGAACAAUCUUUCAAAAAGCCUUUGACAGAAGCAAUUUGUCCAGAUUCUCUGUUAUCAGAACCAGAGGUGGUAUCCUGGAUUGAUCUUCGAGAAGUAACCACUGAAGACCUAAAUGAAAUAAAUUUACGUCACGUAGCAGUGUCAAAGAAAAUAGACACCUAUGAAGGCGUGUGUUUGUGGUUUAGCUGUUGUUUCCCAAUUCCUACGAAACCUAGCAAUUUAGAGCCCGUGACCUUGUCAACAGCUCCAGACGAACCAGAAACGCAUUGGAAACAAACCCUAAUUGUUUUGCCUAAUUCUAUGAAAGUGGAAGUUGGAAGUCCAAUUUGUUAUGAUCUUUCAAUGACAAGGUCUUCGGAAUCUUUUAGGAGGUACGUCUUGGAGUUGACUAUGCUGGAUCCAGAGGAAAUCGAACAUCCAGAAUUUUGUUCAUGUUUUAUGACUAAAUGUAUAUUAGUGAAUGCUAUGUUAGAGAAAUAUGAGAGAGGUGAAGGUGAUGGGGCUGAAUAAAAAAUGAUUUUCAAUGAAACGAAUAUUUAAAUCCUCUAUACAUCUUAUUUAAACAAUUUUGCUUGUUUUAAUUUACAGAAAUUAUUGGAACGAAUUGGACACUAUACACACAAUCUGUUUUUUAUGGGCAUAUUUAUCCAAGGCUAUUAUACCAUACCUUAAAAAUCCGUGAAAAAAGGUCAGAUUACUUUGUGCCGGUUUAUUAAUAAAUGAUUAACAUUCUUUAAUAGAAGUAUUUAAAGUUUAUUUGUAAAAUUGCGCGGCUAUAUAUGAUGUCAUUACUGAAUUGAAAACGGCGUUAGUCGAUAUUUAAUACGUUUAUGUUGAAAUGGUGAUAAGGCGG